This is a messenger RNA of Colletotrichum costaricense, 759 nucleotides long. RefSeq lists its product as uncharacterized. The record is from RefSeq and is a predicted model, not a curated record. Lineage: Eukaryota; Fungi; Ascomycota; Sordariomycetes; Glomerellales; Glomerellaceae. Bases 1 to 759 code for a protein of 252 amino acids. The transcript has 2 exons.
AUGUAUACCCACCGCCGCAACCGUCACCCUCAACUCUCGUCUCCGGCCCGCAGCCCAUUUCCACCGUCGCAGGGCUCACCCUUCUUUGGCAACAUACCUCAUCCUUCAAACUCCCACUAUGAGGAACAAGAGACGUUCGAAGAUCCUCGAUGCGAUUACCUGGGCUACGCAGCGCCAAGAUAUGACAGAGACAACAGCGAUGACGAGCACAGUCACAGCACGCAGUCAUACAUCCACUGGCCUCCCGGCCCCUCGUACUGGGAGACCACACAACGCGCUCGUCUCCCAGCCCAUUAUCUACCCUCUCCAUGGAGAGACGCCCAUAGGUCCAGACUACGCCCCGAGAGAGAAGAACCAACAGAGACGUCAUUCGAUAUCAUCCCAAGCAUCGAGAACGACGAGCAGCCCUCGCCAGUCUUCCCCGAAACCCAGUGGCGACGACUCCAUAACCCCGGAACUCCAUCGCCACCGCCACCCCCGGAACCACAUCCCCGACUACGUCCGCUCAACACCCGGAUCAUCCCCCCUCACCUCUCCAUUCCUAUCCUCAUCUUCAGAGGACAUGAACGACCGCAGCGCAACAGCUCGACCCCCGACGCCACCCCUGCGCCGACAACAGGCUCCGUCUCCAUCGCCACCUCCGCCCUCAGUACACGCUCAUCUACCCGCCUUGCCGUUCCGCCUCAGUCGUCAGGCAGGCAACCCGCACCUUCGGGCCAGGAUACUGACCCCUCCCGCUUUACAGGCCUCGCGGGUUGA